This is a messenger RNA of Dendrobium catenatum, 2107 nucleotides long. RefSeq names its product monocopper oxidase-like protein SKU5. Gene Ontology annotation, molecular function: copper ion binding; oxidoreductase activity. Lineage: Eukaryota; Viridiplantae; Streptophyta; Magnoliopsida; Asparagales; Orchidaceae. The transcript has 9 exons. The record is from RefSeq and is a predicted model, not a curated record. Bases 129 to 1916 code for a protein of 595 amino acids.
GGUUAAUGGUUUGAACUGUAAAGGCGCCGGAGACCGCGAGAGAGAAGGAAAAAAGCUGCCGUAGGGAGCAGGUGAAGUGAGAUCCGGGCCAUUCUGUAACUCCACUACCGGAGUUCCCAGGAGGGAGGAUGGCGAGGCGGCGGGUGGCUCCGGCAGCUGCAUUGGCAUUCACAUUGGCGGCGACACUUGUGGGGCUCUGCUUGUCCGGCGAUCCGUACGCUUACUUCGACUGGAACGUGGCGUACAUGAAAACCGCGCCGCUCGGGGUUGAGCAGCAGGUGAUUUCGAUCAAUGGAAAGUUUCCUGGACCCGUCGUCAAUGUGACGACCAACUGGAACGUGGCGAUCAACGUGCUUAAUAGCCUUGACGAGCCGCUUCUCAUUACUUGGGAUGGUGUGCAACAUAGGAAAAAUAGCUGGCAAGAUGGAGUUCGCGGUACCAACUGCCCGAUCCCAGCUGGAUGGAAUUGGACUUACCAGUUCCAGGUCAAAGACCAAAUUGGGAGUUUCUUCUAUUUCCCCUCAAUCCUCUUCCAGCGUGCAGCGGGAGGGUAUGGAGGAUUCACAGUCAACAACAGGCCGAUUAUCUCGGUGCCUUUUGACACGCCAUAUGGCGACAUCAGUCUCUUUGUGGGUGACUGGUUCAGUAAGAACCACAAGGACUUGAGGGAGGAACUUGAUCAAGGGAAAGCUCUGGGGAUACCGGAUGGCGUCCUCAUUAAUGGAAAAGGUCCUUAUAGGUACAACAAAACACUUGUUCCGGUUGGAAUCGAUUACGAGACCAUCGAUGUUCAUCCAGGGAAAACUUAUCGGUUUCGUGUCCACAAUGUUGGAAUCUUUACUUGUUUGAACUUUAGAAUUCAAUCCCACAACUUGCUUCUUACUGAGACAGAAGGAUCGUACACAGUUCAGCAGAAUUAUACCAACCUAGAUAUAUUUGUUGGGCAGUCCUACUCUUUCCUGAUUACUAUGGAUCAGAAUGCAAGCACUGACUACUACAUUGUAGCAAGUGCUAGGUUUGUAAAUGGAUCAAAAUGGGAUAGAGUUAUAGGGGUUGGAAUCCUUCAUUAUUCGAAUUCCAAGGGCAAAGCAUCUGGUCCUCUUCCAGACCCUCCCAAUGAUGUAUUUGACAAAACAUACUCCAUGAAUCAGGCAAGAUCAAUCAGGUGGAAUGUGACUGCUAGUGGUGCCCGUCCCAAUCCCCAAGGUUCUUUUAGGUAUGGUUCCAUCAAUGUCACUCAAAUGUAUGUUAUAAAAAACAAGUCACCUAUGCUUAUUAAUGGAAAACUUCGGGCAACACUCAAUGGGAUUUCUUAUUCACCUCCUGAGACGCCGUUGAGGCUUGCUGACCAGUAUGACAAGAAGGGAAUCUACAAGCUUAAUUUCCCUACCAAAGCAUUUCCAGGACCACCAAAAAUUGCAACUUCUGUAAUUAACGGUACAUACAGGGGUUUCAUGGAGAUCGUAUUUCAAAAUAACGAGUCGAGAGUUCAGAGUUAUCAUCUGGAUGGAUAUGCCUUCUUUGUUGUUGGGAUGGAUUAUGGGGAGUGGGCUGAGAAUAGUAGAGGCACAUAUAAUAAAUGGGAUGGUGUUGCUCGCAGCACAAUUCAGGUUUAUCCGGGAGCUUGGACUGCUGUCCUGGUUUCACUUGAUAAUGUUGGUACCUGGAAUUUGCGCUCAGAAAAUCUUGAUUCGUGGUACUUAGGGCAGGAGACCUACAUUAAAGUUGUCAACCCUGAAAGCACCAACAAAACCGAACUGCCUGUACCUGAUAAUGCUCUUUAUUGUGGACUCCUUGAGGACAUGCAAAAGCAGCAGAAACCGCAUGCGGAGGCCUUGGAGUCGUUAUCGACAACCAUUACAGGAGGAAGGCCAGUGGUGACGCUCUUAUUAGCUGCAUUGCCUUUGUUGUUUUAACAUUCGAGACUUCAGAUUAACUUGAGCUAGCUUAUUAUUAUUAUAAUUUUGUUCUUAAUUGGGUUUUGUGAAGGAUAACUUAUCAGCUAGGUGUGUGGAGUGGUAAGGAUUCCAGGCGUUGUGUUGGCCACAUGUUUUUUAGGUUUUCCAGUGUUUGUGCCGUUUGUUUUCUUAUUAUUUAUGAAGUGUCC